This is a messenger RNA of Nematolebias whitei (Rio pearlfish), 2448 nucleotides long. RefSeq names its product RAS related 2 (gene rras2). Gene Ontology annotation, molecular function: GTP binding; GTPase activity; GDP binding. The transcript has 6 exons. Gene Ontology annotation, cellular component: plasma membrane. Bases 217 to 825 code for a protein of 202 amino acids. The record is from RefSeq and is a predicted model, not a curated record. Gene Ontology annotation, biological process: signal transduction. Lineage: Eukaryota; Metazoa; Chordata; Actinopteri; Cyprinodontiformes; Rivulidae.
GCGUUCACGGACAGGCGGCCGCGGCCCCCCCUGCGGUUUACCCGAGCUCGAACCGGGACCGGAACACCGACGAGUCGUGGAACAGAACCGGGCUGCUUUUCUCCUCACGUCCCGGUGUUGCUCCACCGCGGGGCCUCCUCUUCAGUUUUUAGUUUUUAUUUCUUUUUACGGGGGUGGGGGGGAAGUGGGUGUUCCGGCAGCGGCGAAGUGUCCUCGAUGGCUGGCUGGAAGGACGGCUCGGUGCAGGAGAAGUACCGUCUGGUCGUGGUCGGAGGCGGAGGGGUCGGAAAAUCAGCCUUGACCAUCCAGUUCAUUCAGUCGUACUUCGUCACCGACUAUGACCCCACCAUCGAAGACUCUUACACCAAGCAGUGUGUGAUCGACGAGCGGCCGGCCAGGCUCGACAUCCUCGACACGGCUGGACAGGAAGAGUUUGGAGCCAUGAGAGAACAAUACAUGAGGACCGGGGAGGGCUUCCUGCUCGUCUUCUCAGUCACUGACAGAGGAAGCUUUGAAGAAAUCUAUAAAUUCCAAAGGCAGAUUCUCCGAGUCAAAGACAGAGACGAAUUCCCGAUGAUCCUCGUAGGAAACAAAGCAGAUCUGGAGCUACAGAGACAAGUAACCCAGGAGGAGGGCCAGCAGCUGGCCAGACAGUUAAAGGUCACCUAUAUGGAGGCUUCAGCCAAAAUUCGAAUGAACGUAGAUCAAGCUUUCCACGAGCUGGUUAGGGUAAUCAGGAAAUUCCAAGAGCAAGAAUGUCCACCUUCACCAGAGCCCAUGAGAAAAGAGAAGGACAAGAGCGGCUGCCAUUGUGUGAUCGUCUGAUUUUUGCCUUAUCACUGUAACUCAUGCAGCUACUCUAAGCCCCGCCCACUCUGCCUGACAUCACAUCCCUUGUGGAUGACUGACCGCUGCCUUCUUCAUGCGCAUGACUUCAGACGGCCUUUUUCUGAGAUCUGUUGACCAGGAGCUGCUGUUUCCAGGACAUUCUACGGACAACUGACAACGCCAAAUUUGAUCACCAUUCUACCUUCAGCUGUAAUCUUAAUCCAUACAAGAGACUACCAACACCUUCAGCUGUAAUCUUAAUCCAUACAAGAGACUACCAACACUAAAACAUUGCCUUCUAAAUCUGCCUGACAAAAAUGUUGUUUUGUACUCUGAAGGACUUCUCUUGCCUUGUAGUGACAUUUGUACUUGCUACCAAGAUUGAAUGAAAUAUAUAAAUAUAAAUAUAUAUAGCUCCAGAAUGUUAAUGACUUUUAGUUUCCAGUGUCUGACCAGAGCAGAGAGAUUAUCUAAUAUGAAGCUUUGUGUAUGUCGUGCCAUAUUCCACCUUCACCCCAUGUGCUAAUCUGCUUCUGUACAUAUGUGACGUUUGUAGUGAUUUACGAAGUGUAUUUGUAACGACCUGUUGAAUCACCACGGCGCAGUGUGUGAGGUGGAGUGGGGUUUUACGUCUAAGAAAAUGAAUAUGUAUGUAUAUAAAUAUAAUUGCUGGACAUCCCUUAAUGAAGCACCGCCACACUGCAGAAGGUUCUUUGGUUCUCCGCUCUUUUAGUCGCCACACAUGAAGUGUCUACAGUGUUUGGUUUUUAAGUCUUACAUAAAGAAACGAUUGUAUUCCUGCUCCAUCUCAAAAAUACAGAAAGAAGAAGUCCAGUAGGUUUUUUUGUUUCGUUUUCUCCUCGAAGGUGGAGCCUCCGUGACGGACAUCAUUUUGUUUUCGAAGCAGCAGAGAUUAAAGCAGCGGUAGCACUUUGUGUAGCUUUAAAAACCAACACAUGAACGGUGUUGUCAAGAGCGUUUCAUUCAGAGCAUCCGUUCAGAUUUAGUCUCUAAACUCCAUCUUUAGCUGUUCCCGCAGUGACACAGUGGCGAUGCGUUUGUUUUGUGUCCGUGACUCAACGUGUAACUCAGAUUUCUGUCGCGCUUCAUCUGCUGGUUGAAAAGCCAGGACGAGCAGAAGCCUCGAGAUGAAAAGUGCAAGUUCAUAUCUGGUGAAAGGAGAUGCCACCGGACCAACUACCUGAGUACUUUCCCUUCACUUUGACACAACCAUCCCCGUCAACUUCUGUACUUCUGUUCUGAAGCACUGCAGGUUUUUAUUUUAUUCAUAUCACCGUCUUGUAUUAUAGACGAGAAACUGGAUCAUGGAAAAAAUGGACUUGAUUAAAUGUUUCUACUCUACUUUUAUACAUUAUUUUCUUAUCCAACUAGUCGAUAAGUAUUUUUAUAUGUUUAUAAGUGAGUACGUGUUCACAUUCACAGCGUGGCUCUGUCGAUAUGUAAAAAAAAAAAAAAAAAGACUAUUUAAUUCUUCUGAUAAUUUUAAGCUGAAGAUUGUUGCUGCCCAAAUUUUAAAUAACCUGAUUCUUGUCUUGGUGGAUGAUUUUUUUUUUCUGCGUUGGAAAAUGAAAAUGUGUUUUUUCUUGAGGUUUUUGCAGG